CGCUGGUGCGCGUCACUGACUGUGCGAUGUCCCAUCUCCUGCCAACUUGACCGGACCUCAGGUUUAACUAGCUCAAGGCCUUGUCACCGGUCCCAAUUCGGUCAGGAUUAUGUUCUAUGCUCAGCCUCCAUGGGCAAAUUGAGGUUUGCAAAGCCCCGACCACUAAAUCCAAAACCAAAUCACAAGGUGGACGCCACCAAGUACGGAAAAGCAUGUUUUCAACCGCUUGAUGUGCAUCCCUUGUUCUCGUAGCGAUUUUCCUUCCAGCUUUUGCGAAUGAUUCGUUUUUAGUUCGUCCCGGGCCUGACUUCUUGGAUCUAUGGAGGGAGUUUUCUUUACGGUGCGUCGCAACUAUGUAAUGGCUCGGCGAUCGUUGGGCAUACGAGUACUUCCUUCCGGCAUCUCAGCCCCAUUUUCUGACAUAAGUAUGACGCUGUUGUCACAAUAUUCAGAACGAAUCUAUCAUCUACAUUACCGUCUAAACGCCUUUGGUUUCCUUGGUGCACCUGAACUGGCACAUGCCAUCGGAACGCUCAAUGCUCGCUUACACGAUAUGAUCAGUGCACUGAAAUGGGCGCAAGAGAAUAUCGGAGCUUUUGAAGGAAACAAGGAUCGAGUGACUGGUAAGUUCCUUCCUGAUCGAUUUGCAAAUGACCAAUGUGGACAACUGUCACCUGGCGAGUAUCAAUGUGUACAAUAGAGUAUUGUGCUCGCUGCCUCAAGAUGAAUGUCCAAAAUGAAAACCCAAGACCCAAUGCCAGGCAUGACACGCCACCCGACCUCACACUUUCGGCCGCGGAGUACACGUCAGACACACGGGAGUCCAGGCACAUGAACUAAGCAGGACCCCAGCCUAUAUGAUUUUGUAAUAGUAUAUCACAGGAACGCCC
This is a messenger RNA of Cantharellus anzutake, 890 nucleotides long. RefSeq lists its product as uncharacterized. Bases 320 to 700 code for a protein of 126 amino acids. NCBI's taxonomy places the organism in Eukaryota, Fungi, Basidiomycota, Agaricomycetes, Cantharellales, Hydnaceae. The record is from RefSeq and is a predicted model, not a curated record. The transcript has a single exon.